This is a messenger RNA of Emiliania huxleyi CCMP1516, 390 nucleotides long. RefSeq lists its product as hypothetical. The transcript is spliced from 5 exons. NCBI's taxonomy places the organism in Eukaryota, Haptophyta, Isochrysidales, Noelaerhabdaceae. The record is from RefSeq and is a predicted model, not a curated record. The coding region runs from base 1 to 390 and encodes 129 amino acids.
AUGAGUAGGAUUAGAUUAGCCAAUGUUAUUUUCAAGUUCAUAUGUGAAAAUACCAACUUGCCUAUGGCCGCCCUAUUCCGCUCGCCCGGCUACGACGCUGAGCUUCGAAGGAAAAGAACCUGGGCCCUCUUGGCGCUCGCUCUCGCGCUCUCCAUAACGGCUUUGCCCCCUCCCUCCCGCGCCGACGUUGGGCAGCCCGACCACUACAACGCCAGUGCCGCUGGCCUGCAACUCGAGGCGCCUUUGAAUGAGCUGAGCCGGAACUCUGUCGUUGAAGACGACGAGCGCUUAGAGUACCUCGUCUCUGGCAGGAUCACGGCGCUGGCGGAGGCGUGUGACGAGGCUGAUGCUGCGGCAGUUUGCGCCGACCAGGGGCAGGGCCAGUGGUAG